AUGCAUGGAAAGGCUAAUCGCAAAGCCAGUAGGAAAGAAGCUAAAAAAAGCAAUCGUAAAGUAAAAUUACCUUUCUUUGAGUAUCAAUGGCCACCAUCCAGUGGCAAUUACUAUGCAUUGCAAUCGUUGUUAAGCCGAUUUCUAGAUGAACCUACUUUUCAUCAGCGCUAUUUAUCCUUAAAUCGACGUCGAAUUGGCCUUAAAGAACGCCAACAUCUCAGAGAGAUUGGAUUAUUAGACAAUAAACCUCUUGCUAAAAUAGUUGCUAUCCAAUGUAAUUUUAAGCUUAUUGAAGUGAUGCAAAAUGAAUAUCCUGAUCGAUAUCGAGAAUAUGCAAAAUCCAGCAAAAUUGCUGCACCCAUGUCUUCCAGUCGGGCGGCAGAGAAACCACGACGUCAAACGUCAUCGGCUAAUAAUUUAAGUAAUCUCAGCAAACAGCAAGUUAUUUUUAAUGAAGCAGUCUAUCAUGCUGCUGAAUUUAAUAGUCAAUUAGCUAAGGAGCGUCGAGAAGAACGUGGCUGCUAUUUCGAUAUACAAACACAGCGAGUUCAUGUACCCGCCAACACAACGUUAAGACUACAUCCCGAUUACACUCGAAAAGGUGGCUAUCCUGUUGCUAUUCUUUCUGGCCAAUAUUCUGACUCUUUCUAUCGAUAUACACCUGAACAACUCAAAGCUAUGCCUGUCAAAACUGUCUUAAAACUACCAUUUGAUCCCAAUACUAACUCCCAUCCUGACCAUAAUUCAACUGAAUCCAACCAUGAAGAGGAUAGCAACCAGACCUUCUCUGCUGCGUCCAAUUAUAGCAAUAAAACGAUGGAUAGUGAUCGAUCUCGUAAUCAGCCACAAGAAUUGAUCCACACACCUCUCAAAACCAGUCAAAAUGGUCUUAGUCGUAACUCCAGUAGUGAUCACAUCGGCAACGCCAGAGGAAAGCUAGCUGCCAAUAAAACAGUAUCAACCAAUUCAUGCGGUGUAUGCUUUGCUAGCGAAUAUGUCAAUGAUUUAGGCGAGAUUGAAGAAUUGAUUAAAUGUUCACAAUGUGGCAGCUUAACACAUCCAACGUGCCUUGAAUUAACGCCUGAAAUGGUCAAGGUCAUUCAAACCUACCAUUGGCAAUGCAUGGAUUGCAAAACGUGCACAGCAUGCAGCGAUCCUUAUGACGAGGAUAAGAUGAUGUUUUGCGAUCGUUGUGAUCGAGGCUAUCAUACAUUUUGCGUCGGACUGGAUAGCAUUCCAUCUGGUAACUGGAUCUGCCCUAGUUGUACACAACAUUCUGGCAAUAAAAAUGCCAAUAGUUACCAAAUGGCACCAAGUAAGAAAAGAAAAUAG
This is a messenger RNA of Trichoplax adhaerens, 1332 nucleotides long. RefSeq lists its product as uncharacterized. Gene Ontology annotation, cellular component: npBAF complex. The record is from RefSeq and is a predicted model, not a curated record. Bases 1 to 1332 code for a protein of 443 amino acids. The transcript has a single exon. Lineage: Eukaryota; Metazoa; Placozoa; Uniplacotomia; Trichoplacea; Trichoplacidae.